CUUUUGAGUCUGGCAGUACUGAUGGCAAAGAUGUUUCAGUAAUUGGUGCUUUGAAUAAGCCUCCUGAACAGCAGGCAUCUAAGUUUCCAAAAGAAGCUAAGGAAGGAAACUUGAAAAAAUGCUCUAAGAAAUUGCCAUUCAAGAAAACUGGUAGUUCUUCUGAUGAAGCAGAUGAGGUUGAAAGUUCUCACAACCAGAAUCUACCUUCAAAGAUUGCUAAGAAAAUGGAAAAUGAAGAUGUUGUGGCUAAAGAGAAAUCAGAAGCUGUGAUACUGGAAUGCAAGGUAAAGUUGAAGGACAUCUCUGAAAAAGACAGAAAGAAGAAGGGAUUCCGAAGUAAGGCAUUGUUGGAAAAUUCCAUCAAGGAGUCUGAAGAUUCCACAAGUAAUGUGAAUCACUUGGCAGACAGCAAAAAUGUUAAGAAAGGAAAGAAGAAGAGCCCAGUUGGUAAAGAUGAAUCAGAAGUUUUUCAAGCAGAAAGCUCUGGAGAGGUCAUUUUUCCUGCAGCAGCUAGAAAGAAAUCAAAAGGAAAGAAAAGCAAGCCGUCACCUUUACAAGAAAAGUCACAAAAAAAGAAGCUUUCUAGUACCAAAAAGUCAAAGUCAGGCUAUGAUGUUAUGGCACCAGAGCCUGGGGAGGAUGAAAUGGAAGGCAAAUCUGAAGCAAAGGAGGAAAGUUCUCAGAAGGAACCAGAGAUCUUCACUAUUCAUGAGAUGACAAGCUCCAAUGAGAAAUCCUCAGAAAGAGAAUUCUGGACCAGGGAAGACAAAGAUGAACCACUUGGUGACAUGAGUUUUCUCAUCAACAUCAACUCUCAAAUCUCCAUGUUUGUUGCUGAUGCUUCACAACAGGAAUGUGAGUUGCAGCCCAUGACUGCCAGGGAACGCAAUGAUGUGUACAAAGUCACUCAGCUUUAUAAAGUGCGUGCAAGGAUUGGAACCAAGACUGAAAACAACCUGACAACAGUGCGCCUGUCCAAGCAAGCUGAAACAAGAAUGCCAAAACCUGGCAGAGUUGACAGCUUACUGAGUAACCUAAGUAUAAUGGCAUGUAAAGAAGCAACAAGGGAAAGCCCUAAGAAUCAAGGAAAGAGAAAGCACACUUCUCCUAUUGAUGGAAGUAUGCAAAGUACAGCUGAAGACCAUCUUGAGCAAGCUACACCUCCAAAGAAGAAACUUACUGAGCUUUCCAAGGCCAAUUAUUAAAUAAGCCAAUGCUGGGACUUGAUAGCCAUGAGGAUACUGUAAUGUACAAAAUACAUUUACUAUUACCAAAAGCAGUAAAACAUUGGACAUUAGAUGUUGCAAACAUUAUAAAUGAACUAUUUUAUUUGACAGAUUUCUUCUGGCAUAUUGUCUGUUCAGUUAUAGAUCACUAAUGACAUCAAAACGUAGAAAGAACAAUAAAAGGCCACAAGAGCCCUCAGUGAGUGUUAAUUAAUGCAUUAACUCUUUUACUUCCCAUUUGUUACCGAGACAGAAUGUCUCCUUACAAUAUCAAUACAGUACCAAAUUCCCUUCGAUAACAUGUGAUCUUGGAAGUGAAGGGAUUAAAAUGUUACGUCAUGUGUGGUAUAUAGCUAAACAGACAUUUAGCAUCCAAGGUUUUCCCUUAGUUUUAAUCAGUUUUUCAUUCCCUAUGAGGGCUUAAAUGUAUCCAGGAUACUAUUAGCUUAGUUACAAUACACCAUAUUACCAGUUGAAGGAAUUGAACAUAGUUUUAGUUUUCAAGCAAUGCAGAAACCUUGGCAUUUAAAAUUAAAGGUGAAUGAUUGCAUGCAAUGGCACUUUUCUUAGUGUUUGGCUUUCUUUACAUUUUAAUAACAUUAUAUUAAGAUUUCUGAAAAAAUCUGGAUUUGAAGGAAUUUUUUUUUCUGAAAUGAGAGUCAAAUCUGGUAGCGAAAGUAAUUUCUCUUAAAAACAUUCCCUUUUAUAAACAGACAUACUUUCACUUACUUCUUUUAAACAAAAAAUUUAGACCUCUUACUAAUUUGUUAUGAAAUCAAUCAUGCCACUCUAGUUAUCUGCAAUGGCUUUUACAGCUGUUUACAAUAAAAUAUAUCAUGAACAUCGCAUCUAAAUACACUUGAUGUGAGUUCACCUGUCUAUCUUUAGAAUAUGGGUUUGAAAUAGCCUAUUUAAACUAGUAGGUAUUUUAUCAUAUAUCAAUUUGCUUUUUGAAAAUCUAGCAUGUUUCUUUAUAGGACAUUGCAAAAAGUAGAGUUGAAUCUUGUUGCUUGUAUGGCCAGCUCACACAGUGAAAGGAGGGAGGGUGGAUCAUAAAGAGCACAAAACUUGAUAACAGAUAACUACAAAGAAUAAAAAUUAAUACUUUAUUUGGAAAUGCAAUAUGUCUUCUAAGCUAA
Molecule: messenger RNA, 2365 nt
Organism: Pocillopora damicornis (cauliflower coral)
Lineage: Eukaryota; Metazoa; Cnidaria; Anthozoa; Scleractinia; Pocilloporidae
Molecular function (GO): nucleic acid binding
Source: RefSeq, a predicted model, not a curated record